Molecule: messenger RNA, 1180 nt
Organism: Paramecium pentaurelia
Lineage: Eukaryota; Ciliophora; Oligohymenophorea; Peniculida; Parameciidae
Source: the annotation of a GenBank genome assembly
AAUGGCUCAAGCUGAUAGAAAAGCAGUUGUGAAAAAUGCUGAUAUGUCUGAAGAAAUGUAAUAAGAUGCCAUCGAUUGUGCUAAUCAAGCAUUAGAGAAAUUUAAUAUUGAGAAGGAUAUUGCUGUAAAAUAACUUUUUAGAUUGAAUAGGCAUUUAUCAAGAAAGAGUUUGACAAGAAAUAUAAUCCAACUUGGCAUUGUAUUGUUGGCAGAAACUUUGGAUCUUAUGUUACACAUGAAACCAAGCAUUUCAUCUAUUUCUAUAUGGGAUAGGUAGCAAUUCUUUUGUUCAAGAGUGGAUGAGAUAUAAAAAAUUUAAAUUAUUAUGGAAGAUAAUUAAUGUUUAGCUUCUCUCUUUGCUGACAUCUUAUAAAUUGUCAAGCCCUAAUCAGCUGACAUGUAACAGUUUAAGGAAGUCUCUAAUGAAAGAUUAAGAAAAUGUAUUCUUGAAUUAGUUCGAGAACUCUCAACUCUUCUGUAGAAUCUUAAGGAAUAGUUAGAAGAAUUUAUUGACAACAAAUAUGAAUAAGAGAUCCAAAGACUCGAAAAUACAAUUCGAUAACAUAUAAGAGUAGAAUAAUAAUAAAGAUUACAUAUAGAGGCACUCACUUAAAAACUAGAAGAAGAAUAGUAGUAAUAUGUAGCAGAAGUCAAAAAUUAAAAUGAAAAAAUUAAGUAAUUAGAAAAUGUCUGUUCUUAAAUAUCAAUAAAUAAAGUCUAAAAUCUGAAUUAAACUAAUUUUAUUAUAGAUCCUAAUAAGAAAUCACCAACAGCUUAUGAUAGAUUGAAUAAAUUGGUAAGUGCCAAAACUAAAUAAUAUACUUAAUCUUCAUCAACUAUCAAUUCAUAAUAGUUAUUAAAAAUUUAUUCAAAUCCACAACAAUUAUUAAAAAAAAUGCAAGAUAAUAAAAAUAUUGAAUAAAUCAGAGUUGAUACACAACAGUCUGAUAAGGAAUAAAGUUUAUUGAAGCUUAGAAGAUGUGUGGAAGAUAAUCAAAGUGGAAUGUUUCAAUCUUAGAGAAUAGAAUCCACUAGUAUGGAAAAAUAUAAUAGAAAUUAAAAACUGAUGAGAUAAUCAUAGAUUAUGGGAAAUAGUUUUGAUCUUGUUUCGAAGACAAUGUAACAUUACAAGAAGUAGUAAAAAAGUAUUAGUACUUUAAGAUAAUCAUGGAAGAAAUGA